This is a messenger RNA of Procambarus clarkii (red swamp crayfish), 1047 nucleotides long. The record is from RefSeq and is a predicted model, not a curated record. Lineage: Eukaryota; Metazoa; Arthropoda; Malacostraca; Decapoda; Cambaridae.
AUGUACUUGAAUCGUGAAGCAAUUCCAGUACCGCUUCAGUGCCGUCCACACAUCAGAGGCGGCCGUAACAACAGGUUCCAGAAUUCCUUUGCAGAUGCUGUUGAUAGUGAUGGUGAUAAUCAUGCUGAUGAUAGUGACGAUGGUGAUGAGUGUGAUGCUGAUAGUGUUGCUGAAGAUACUGCUAUAUUAACAAUGACAAAAAAGAACUACACCCCAAGACAUCCUGAGACAACCCAAGACAUCCAGAGACACCCCAAGACAUCCAGAGACAACCCAAGACAUCCUGAGACACCCCAAGACAUCCAGAGACACCCCAAGGCAUACAGAGACACCCCAAGACAUCCUGAGACACCCCAAGACAUCCAGAGACAACCCAAGGCAUACAGAGACACCCCAAGACAUCCUGAGACACCCCAAGACAUCCAGAGACAACCCAAGGCAUACAGAGACACCCCAAGACAUCCUGAGACACCCCAAGACAUCCAGAGACAACCCAAGGCAUACAGAGACACCCCAAGACAUCCUGAGACACCCCAAGACAUCCAGAGACAACCCAAGACAUCCAGAGACACCCCAAGACAUCCAGAGACAACCCAAGACAUCCUGAGACACCCCAAGACAUCCAGAGACACCCCAAGACAUCCAGAGACAACCCAAGACAUCCUGAGACACCCCAAGACAUCCAGAGACACCCCAAGACAUCCAGAGACAACCCAAGACAUCCUGAGACACCCCAAGACAUCCAGAGACACCCCAAGACAUCCAGAGACAACCCAAGACAUCCUGAGACACCCCAAGACAUCCAGAGACACCCCAAGACAUCCUGAGACAACCCAAGACAUCCUGAGACACCCCAAGACAUCCAGAGACACCCCAAGACAUCCAGAGACAACCCAAGACAUCCUGAGACACCCCAAGACAUCCAGAGACACCCCAAGACAUCCAGAGACAACCCAAGACAUCCUGAGACACCCCAAGACAUCCAGAGACACCCCAAGACAUCCUGAGACAACCCAAGACAUCCUGAGACACCCCAAGACAUCCUGA